UAUCGAUUUAUCUCGAAGGCUAUCGAUUUCAGAGAGAAACGUCAGAGGACUUUUUUAUGGAUGAAGAAAUUUUUUCUUUAAAUGGUCUUUUGACAUUUGCUCUUGGAGUUGAUAGUUCUCGAGUAAAAAAGAAUCUCUCGACUGUGGCGCCCCUUUAUAAUCAUAAUAACCCAAGAUUUUUUUUUGUGUAACUUCGCUACCGUUCAGUACAGCUCAAUUCAAUGAACCUGAGAACAGCUGUUUCUUUUGAAUAAAACACACUGUCUUCCUCUCGUUAUCAAUGUAAUUAAACGCUUGUUGGAAUAAAUAAUGGUGCCGUAUUCGAUCUGUGAGACAAAUUGUUUAUAACAUCGGGAUUACUCACCCCCAGGAUGUUGUCGGCCUUUAAGAGGCUAGCCGGUAAACAGGAUGCCCCGAGCUCAGGGCGUCCAGCCCACCAGACGAUGCCCUCGACGCUCCAGCGAAAAUUCGCAAAAGGUGUCCAAUACAACAUGAAGAUCAUCAUCAAAGGCGACAGAAAUGUGGGUAAAACUUGCCUAUUCCACCGACUCCAGGGUCAGAAGUUCAUCGAGGAGUACCUGCCAACGGAGGAGAUCCAGGUGGCAUCGAUCCAGUGGAACUACAAAGCAACAGAUGACGUCGUUAAAGUCGAGGUGUGGGACGUGGUGGACCGAGGUCGACGAAGAAAAAAACUCGAGGGUCUAAAAAUGGACAACCUGGGUGACGGAGUCCUGGAGGAGCCAGCACUAGACGCUGAAUUCCUUGACGUCUACAAGGGAACCAACGGCGUCAUCAUAAUGAUGGAUAUAACAAAACCCUGGACCUUCGAUUACGUUCAACGAGAACUCCCCAAAAUUCCGGAUCACAUCCCAGUGAUUGUCCUGGCAAAUCACUGCGACAUGUCCCAUCAUCGAGCUGUCACCUCUGACAAAGUGACAUUUUUCAUCGACUCCCUGAAGGACCGGAGGAUUCAGGUACGAUACGCCGAGUCAUCGAUGAGAAACGGCUUUGGACUGAAACUCCUCCACAAGUUCUUCAACCUACCCUUCCUCCAGCUCCAGAGGGAGACACUCCUCCAACAGCUGGUGACAAACGAGGAGGAGACACACUUGACAUCCCAGGAACUCGAUCUCUUUCAGGAGAGCGACGAUGCAGACUACGAUAAAUUCCUGGACAAUUUGGUCCACCGAAGACGAGUAAUAGCAGAUUCAACGUCAGCUGGUGUUUUAGUACCGAAUGUCACGUCCUCUCUGAGUGCUCACGCCCCAGGUGUCAUUCCAGAGGUGAAAAGAGCUCCCAGGACGAUAGGUGGAGGGACUCCAAUUCCUGUGAAGGUAGAGAAAUCCAGAAAGUCUAGUUUAAAUCAAUCCAAUGGAGAUUCUGCAGUCGAAGAGAGAAUUCCCAGUCUGAAUCCAUCCCUGGGGAAGAGGGAGGACGUCCUGGUGAGUGUUGAGGACUUUGUGCCUGAUGAGGGGAAUCUCGACAGGUCCUUCCUGGAGGACAGCCAGGGGUCGCCGUUGAAGGGACAAAAUGAAGUCCCUGGAGAGACUGACAGUGACACUGAGACUGGGAAUCCUCUGGUUGCUGGGUAUGAGGAUGAUUUGUCCUCUGGGGAUGAGACUGCUGUUCCUGUGGAGACCAGGGUCCUGGAGAACCCUCUCAGCAGGAGGAAGAGGGUGGGGAGGGAUGGAGAACAGAAGAGGGACUCAAUUUCCUCCAGUGAGGAGCUGGGGAAUGGCGUUGAGGGUCAGGAGGAGGGAUUUGACAGCUGGCUGGCCACUGACUCCAAGUGGAGGCAGAGUCCUGAGGGCGGGGAGGAUGUCGCCAGCACUGGGACCAGGAAGGAUAAACUCGAAUUGAGUGAUAAGAGUCUUGAUGUCUCCGUUACGAGUUCCAAUGUUCAUUUGGAAUUGCUUGACUGUUCCGGGGCCAGGAGGGACUCCGACGAGAGCCCCGUCCUGAGAGAGAGAAAAAAACAUGUGGGGGAGGAGAAGGAGAAACGACGGAAGAAGAAAAACAAGGACAAGGACAAGGGCAAGGAAAAAUCGGAGAAGAGUGAGAGGAAGAAGAAGAGAUCGCAUCAUCGAGCGAAAAAUGAAGAGAAGGGUCGAGACGAACUCGAGGAGUUCCUCAAUGGCUCCACCAUGAAAGAACCUGUUGACAUGGCGUAUGAGGCACUUUAACGAUUUUAAUCUUGAAGAUAACAUGCUUACCGAAUGGUUACACUAAAUUAUUAAUAAUCUCGAUUUCCUCGACAGAUUCUCUCACAUUUUGACAGAAUAUUACGGAUUUUAAUAUAAAUUUGGCAUCGAUAUUAUAUAGAAUAAAUUUCGGGGAUUCCUAUGUCGUGAUUUAGAGACAUUUUAUUUAUUUGUAAAUGUUUUUUUUAUAUUGUGUCAAGAUUUAAUGGAAUUUGUCAGUGAUUUCCACGAGAAUUCCAGAAUUUAUCUCUAAACUAAAAUCAGUAACUCAAUCGUAAAUACCGAUUUUUUAAUUUUAUUAAUAUGUUUCCAUUCGAGUGCUGAUACCAAUUUCAUUUUUUAUUACUGUUAUUUAUCAUUAAUGAUCUCUAUAAUCGAAAAAAGUCUGUUGUUAAUUUCUA
Molecule: messenger RNA, 2602 nt
Organism: Fopius arisanus
Lineage: Eukaryota; Metazoa; Arthropoda; Insecta; Hymenoptera; Braconidae
Product: rab-like protein 6
Exons: 3
Coding region: 372-2183 (603 amino acids)
Cellular component (GO): cytosol; nucleus
Molecular function (GO): GTPase activity; GTP binding
Source: RefSeq, a predicted model, not a curated record